UUUCUUAGUGCGAAUAGUACGCCAUUCGGUCACAAAAAAACUGAAUUUGUUUCUUUAUGCAUUUAUUGCUUCUGAUUUCAGUGAAUCUAUACAAAGGAUUGAUCUACCUUUUCUUACAAGAAAUGUAUUCCUUGCAAAUAAUAACAAAUUCAUCAAGAUGGAUUUUCUUUUAUUUUGUCAUUUUGACGGUUUUGCUAUCUCUACAAAUUAGUGAGUCUGCUGGAAACUCACUAAGGAUUCAACCUUUUACAUUUCCGUCUGAAUCAUCCGUUAUUGGCAAGAGGACCAUUGCUGCUUGCACACCUUUAUCUGGCGAAAAAAUGGAUUUCAGGUGGUUAAAAAAUGGUAAAACAUUGACUAAAGGACGAAACAUUGACAUCAGAUCCUUUCCAGACCUAUCCAAUCUUGUUAUAGAUCCACUCACUGAAGAAGAUUCAGGAAAUUACACUUGCAUCGUCAAUGCACGUGGGACAACAGCGAGCUACACUGCAACACUCGAAGUAUUAGGUGAGCUCAUAUAA
Parasteatoda tepidariorum (common house spider) is the source of this 521-nucleotide messenger RNA. The record is from RefSeq and is a predicted model, not a curated record. Lineage: Eukaryota; Metazoa; Arthropoda; Arachnida; Araneae; Theridiidae.